Phaethon lepturus (White-tailed tropicbird) is the source of this 273-nucleotide messenger RNA. RefSeq lists its product as uncharacterized. The transcript has 2 exons. The record is from RefSeq and is a predicted model, not a curated record. Lineage: Eukaryota; Metazoa; Chordata; Aves; Phaethontiformes; Phaethontidae. The annotation marks the transcript as partial.
CGAGCGCGAGAGAGCGCGAAAGCGAGAGCGAGCGAAAGCGAGAGCGAGCGAGAGCGAGCGAGAGCGAGAGCGCGCGAGAGCGCGAGAGAGAAAGAAAGAGAGAAAGAGCGAGAGCGCGCGAAAGAGCGAGAGCGCGCGAAAGAGCGAGAGCGCGCGAAAGAGCGAGAGCGCGCGAAAGAGCGAGAGCGCGCGAAAGAGCGAAAGAAAGAGCGAAAGAAAGAGCGAAAGAAAGAGCGAAAGAAAUUAAACUGUACAUCUAAGAUGAUCAAGUAA